Dioscorea cayenensis subsp. rotundata (Guinea yam) is the source of this 1462-nucleotide messenger RNA. Its product is annotated as proteasome adapter and scaffold protein ECM29-like. NCBI's taxonomy places the organism in Eukaryota, Viridiplantae, Streptophyta, Magnoliopsida, Dioscoreales, Dioscoreaceae. Gene Ontology annotation, molecular function: molecular adaptor activity. Gene Ontology annotation, cellular component: cytoplasm; nucleus. Gene Ontology annotation, biological process: proteasome assembly. The transcript has 14 exons. The record is from RefSeq and is a predicted model, not a curated record. The coding region runs from base 55 to 1434 and encodes 459 amino acids.
UGCUAUAUUUCACUCGCUCCUUUCUUGAAGUCGAAGCAGGCAAGAAAAUCAGCCAUGGCCGAGACAUCUUCUUCAUCGGCGGCAACGCCUUCGGAUGCUGAUCGAGAGGAGAUGCUCGAUCGGAUGCUCACUAGCCUUGCCUUGGCUGACGACCACAAGCUCCAAGGCCUUCUUACCAGGAUCCUCCCUUACUCCAUCUCCUCCCUCUCCUCCUCUUCCCCUUCCAUCCGCAAAUUGGUCAUGGAGAUUCUAAGCCAUGUGAACAAGAGGGUUAAGCACCAUCCGGAAAUUGGAUUGCCCUUGGUUCAGUUAUGGAGUAUGUACAGAGAAUUUAGUGGCGCGCCCAUGGUUAGGAAUUUCUGUGUAGUUUAUAUUGAGAUGGCAUUUGAUCGCAUGCCUGUCGUGGAUAAAGGCAAACAUGGCUCCGGAGCUAUUAGCCGAUAUUUCAAAGUUUCCGAGUCAGCACCAAGAUAUUAUUCUCAGAAUUGUCACAAAAGAACAAUCAAGCUUAUAAUUGUCAUUGGUGAGUGCCAUUCAACUAGUCUUGAUGAAAAUAUUGGAGCAAAAUUCAAGGAUAUAGGCAGUGGAAGGGAUGGCCAAAUUUUUGUUGAUUUUUGCCUACACAUGCUUUUGUACCAACCGCUUUCUCAUGGUGCCAGAUGCCCUCCAGGGCUAUCAGUUUCGCAAUCUGAACGUGUCACUGGAAAGCUUCCGCUAAAAGGAGAUUUGCUUGUGUCGAGGAAGGUUGGGAUUUUGAAUGUCAUAGAAGCUAUGGAUUUGGCACCCGAGAUUGUCUAUCCUCUGUAUCUAGCUGGUUCUGCAGACAGUCAUGGACUUGUUAUUAAGAGAAGUGAGGAGCUCUUAAAGAAGAAAGCUGCAGGCGCCAACAUAGAUGAUUCCAAUUUGAUAAAAAGACUUUUUUUUCUUUUUAAUGGUAACACUGGGGUUGAAAAUAUACCAGAAGACUCAAGGGUAUCUCCUGUGAAUGUUGCACUGAGAGUGAGGAUCAUGAGUGUUUUCUGCCGCUCCAUUGUUGCAGCAAAUUCUUUUCCAUCAACACUCCAGUGCAUAUUUGGCUGCAUCUAUGGAAGUGGGACCACUUCACGGUUGAAGCAGUUGGGAAUGGAAUUCACUGUCUGGGUAUUUAAGCAUUCAGUUAUGGAUCAAUUAAGACUUAUGGGCCCUGUUGUUUUGAGUGGAAUAUUACGUUCUCUUGAUGGUUCUUCAGUUACAGAAGCAGAUGCUACUGCUGGUGAUGUUAAAUCUUUUGCUUUCCAAGCAAUCGGCUUACUUGCAUCCCGCUUGCCUAAUCUUUUCAGAGAAAAAAUUGACAUGGCUGUUCGACUUUUCAAUGCUUUAAAAUUGGAGGAUCAAUCAAUUCGCCUUACAAUUCAAGAAUCAGUCACUUCACUUGCAAUAGCUUACAAGUUUUAAAAAUAGGGCUCCAGCAGUAGUUUUAAAG